Pelagomonas calceolata is the source of this 1347-nucleotide messenger RNA. Lineage: Eukaryota; Pelagophyceae; Pelagomonadales; Pelagomonadaceae. The record is from the annotation of a GenBank genome assembly.
CGCCGCUGCGUUUUGCCUCUGCUCUCCGCGCACAACCGCUGCAUCGACCAGCUCUCUCGCGUAUCGCACAGCGCAGCCAGCCGCUGCUUCAUCACCGCGCUCACCGCGCGUCGCAGUUCCCGGCGCCGUCGAGAAUCGUUCUCGCAGCGCGCACCACUGUUUGCCGAGCGCGCACGGCCCACAAGCAGCCAAACGCCUCUCGCAUCUACCGCAGCCAUGUCCGAUACCGAGGAGGACGACUGGGACGACGCGCCCGAGGACGAGGAGGAGGACGCCGCCGUCUCCGAGCCCGAGGAGGAGGACGACGACGACGACGAGGAAGAAGAGGACGACGGCUCCGACAGCGACGAGGAGGACAACAAGCUGGACGCCGUCGAAGAGAUGACCGGACCGCGCAAGAAAACGGCGCCCAAGCCCGCCGCCGUGGCCGAGGCGCCGAAGAAGCCCGCCGCCAAGCGCGGCUCGGCCGCGUCGGCCAAGAGCGCCAAGAGCGCCGCGUCGGCGGCGUCCAAGCAGAGCGCCCCGAAGAAGCGCAAGUCCGCCGAGUCGUCGAGCGACGAGGAGGAGUCUGACGACGACGACGGCACGGAGCAAGUAUCAAAGCCGCCUCCCAAGAAGAAGCCCUCGCUGACCGACGCGAACGUCAAGAAGGAGGAACCCGAGGUCAAAAAGAAGCUGCCCCAGAAGGGCGACGCGCGCGGCGAGAUCGAGCAUUUGUUGCUGGAAGCCAAUAGGCCCUUCGGCGUGAACGACGUCGUACAGAAGCUCGCGCCGCGCUACGACAAAGGUGUUGUGCAAUCUAUGUUAGAUGCUUUAGAACGGCAGGGCGUCCUGCAGUCGAAGGCCGUCGUCGCCCAACAAAAGGCCUACUGGCCCGACCAGGCCAAAAUAAAAGCGACGUCCAUGGCCGACAUCCGCGACAUGAGCUGCGACGUGAGGGAUGCGAAGUGCGACGCCAAGGAGGCCGACGAGGACGCGUCCAAGCUCGAGCGCCGCGCGGAGCGUUUGCUAGCGGAGCCCGCCAACGAUGCGUUGGAUGCGGCCGUCGCCGCGGCCGAGAAGGAGGCGUCGGACUUGGAGGCGCGCCUCAAGCGCGCGAGCCAGGCGCCGCCCGUCAAACCGCGCGACAUGGUGCGCGCCGUCAAGAAGCACAACGAGCACCGCGGCCUGUGGCUCAAGCGGAAGCGGGCCUUCAAGGAGGUCGUCGAGGUGAUCGCCGAGAACAUGGAUUUGCACCCCAAAAAAUUCAUCGCGGCGGUCGCCGACGCGCAGGACGUCGAGACGGACGAGGACGCCGGUGCGACGCUGCCGCCGCCCGACGCGAUUCCUGUGCCCUCCCUCAAGUAG